Messenger RNA from Helobdella robusta, 459 nucleotides. RefSeq lists its product as hypothetical. Gene Ontology annotation, biological process: protein deubiquitination. Gene Ontology annotation, molecular function: cysteine-type deubiquitinase activity. The transcript has 5 exons. Lineage: Eukaryota; Metazoa; Annelida; Clitellata; Rhynchobdellida; Glossiphoniidae. Bases 1 to 459 code for a protein of 152 amino acids. The record is from RefSeq and is a predicted model, not a curated record.
AUGGCCCCAGCUCCUAAUUCUGCUAAUCUAGAAAAGAAUGCCUGGUCGUGGGUUAAGAGCACUGAGCCUGGUGAUGUGACAUUUCAAAAUGUUCUAACAGCCUACAGGCUUAACCUCCAGAUUUGUGUCAGCUGCAAAAAAAAUCACAAAGGUAACCCUUUAUGUCUGGCUGGUUUAGGAGAGAAGGAAUGGCUGAAUGGGGAGGUAUACUUAUCGAAUGACAGCAAAAAAAUUACCAAAGAUCCGGAUUCAUUUGUGGGUCUGAAAAAUUUAGGAGCCACAUGCUACGCGAAUGCUUUUUUACAGGUCUGGUUUCAUAUGCCUGGAAUUAGGAGAGCUAUCUUACUAUGGGAUCUAGAAAACAACAAGACUCCAACCAUUAGGGAAAGGUCACUGAUAGAGAAUGUCAAAAGUCUACAGAAAGUCUUUGCUUUGUUGAACUUUAGCAGAAAAAAGUAA